Colletotrichum spaethianum is the source of this 1149-nucleotide messenger RNA. Its product is annotated as molybdate-anion transporter. Gene Ontology annotation, molecular function: molybdate ion transmembrane transporter activity. Gene Ontology annotation, cellular component: membrane. Lineage: Eukaryota; Fungi; Ascomycota; Sordariomycetes; Glomerellales; Glomerellaceae. The coding region runs from base 1 to 1149 and encodes 382 amino acids. Gene Ontology annotation, biological process: molybdate ion transport. The record is from RefSeq and is a predicted model, not a curated record. The transcript has 2 exons.
AUGAGGCAGGGCCCGCACAUCUAUGCCAUUUACAAGUAUGAGAAGAACAUCCCCGAAAAGGUCGUCGCUGCCCUAUACGCUGCGGGUUUCGUCUCCGGCGCAAUCUCGGCCUCCUUCGCCGGUGAACUCGCUGAUCGAUACGGCCGUCGUCUUGCCUGUAUCACAUACUGCGUGACCUACAUUCUCACCUGCCUGACGAUGCUCACCGAUGACCUCUUCAUUCUGUUCCUCGGCCGAUUCUGCGGCGGCAUCUCGACGACCCUUCUCUACAGCGUGUUCGAGGCAUGGCUGAUCACGGAAUACAACCAGCGUGGUCUGUCGCGGACGAGACUCAAGUUGGGCGCCGUCUUCGGUAACAUGACCACCAUUAGCUCCAUUGUCGCGAUUCUCUCUGGCGUCGUCGGUGACAUCUUGGUUAACACGCUGGGCGGUCGUGUCUGGCCUUUCAUGGCAAGCGUGGCAUGCUCCGCAAUUGCCAUGUGGCUGAUCUUGGGAAAAUGGAAGGAGAACUACGGAACCAAGCAAGCCGGCCCGGCGACGUCGUCCCUUGCAGAUGUUAAGAGCGGAAUCCAGAUGAUCAUGGGAGACAAGCGCGUCCUGUCCUUGGGUCUGACGUCGACCUUUUUCGAGGGGGCCAUGUACCUCUUUGUGUUUUUCUGGUCUGCGGCGCUCAAGAGCGCAAGAACGAAGUCCGGCUCGGAUGAGGAGUUGCCCUUUGGACUGAUCUUCUCGAGCUUCAUGUGUGCUAUGAUGGGCGGCUCCGCAUUCUUCUCACUCUAUACCAAGACUCACACCAAGGAGACGACCUCAAUCAUCCUGAUGCUCGUGGUGCUCGUCGUGAGCUGCUGCCUCUCGGCGGCUGUCCUGGUCGACAGCGAGAAGUUGCUAUUCUGGGUACUGUGUAUGGUGGAGGCCAGCAUCGGUGCCUACUUUCCCAGCAUGUCGUUCCUGAAGAGCCAGGUUGUCGAGGACGGCGUACGAGGGCGUGUGUACAGCCUGUUGAGGCUUCCACUCAAUGUGUUCGUUGUCGUGGCCCAUAGCCUGGAUGAAGAGGGCGACGGUCACCGGAACAGCGUCUUCGUCACUUGUGCUGUGUUACUGAUGUUGUCCUACUUCAUUGUCAAGAAAAACUUUGAUCCAAAGGUUUAA